AUGUUAAUUGGCUCGUUUCGUUCAGGCACGUCGUAUGACAUAUUGGAACUCGGAAGGAUUAACGUUCUUAGAGCAUUAAAUAGAAACAUUAAAAAAAUGAUCUACAUGAUGUUUCACAUAUUGUUAGUAUCAGCACUAGUAAAUAUAAUCGUAACUAAUCAGUCCAUGAUCGAGAAUCAAUCUGUUUCUAAAAUCUUAUCAAGAAGGAAGAGAUUUUUAAUUUUUCCUGAAGGCAGCUCAUUUCAAUUGGUUAUCUGUACUCAAAACCACGGCUAUCUUCAUAUUGGUGAUAUUGUAUGGUUCGGUACUACAGCUGCUUUAGCCUGGGAGCUACCAACCGAUCCUGGAGUAUUUGAUAUGUUUAGAGAUAAACAUAAGCUUUACGAAGCGAAUCGCAAGAAUGACGUUAUUUACUACUUAAAUGACGAAGGAAAAGUGAUUGAUGUGAAAGAACACAAAAGAAAAAUUAUUAUUAAUCCAGCUUUUGCUAAAAGAAGCACUGAUAGCAUGAGAGGAAAAAAUAAAAUUGAUUCAAAUUAUGUCAAGAAAUUGCACCUUAAUCAAAAAAACAAAAACUAUUGGUAUGAAUUUGAUGCGACAGAAAUAGCUUUUCACAGAAACGGAAGGCAGGAACUUUAUGCAAAGCUGGAAAAGUUCUUACAAGCGCUUGGAUGGAACUAUCGAGACUGUGUAUUACAUCUGCUUUGCCAAACAGGAAAGCUAGAAGCAGCCCAAGGCACAUUUCUGGAUGAAAUAUUUCGAGCUGUAUUUACAUUACCGAAAGUCCACGUCGAGUCCAAAGUUCAUAACCAAUACGACGACGCCCACGGGGCCAAUGGAGACUGUGCGCACUUGUAUCCGAAUUGUGAACAUUCUCCUAUAAUGUAA
Messenger RNA from Arctia plantaginis, 888 nucleotides. NCBI's taxonomy places the organism in Eukaryota, Metazoa, Arthropoda, Insecta, Lepidoptera, Erebidae. The record is from the annotation of a GenBank genome assembly.